Messenger RNA from Pseudogymnoascus verrucosus, 1085 nucleotides. RefSeq lists its product as uncharacterized. The transcript has 2 exons. NCBI's taxonomy places the organism in Eukaryota, Fungi, Ascomycota, Leotiomycetes, Thelebolales, Thelebolaceae. Bases 167 to 667 code for a protein of 166 amino acids. The record is from RefSeq and is a predicted model, not a curated record.
UAUCAACCUCGAGCAGAGCAGUGCAUUGACAGCACUUGUGCCUGCACGCAACCGCUCAAGAAGAGACGCUUCAAGUAUAGCCUCCGCGCAUAUAGCCACAGUGGAAGUGGCUUCAAAACAAAGCACAGUCGCCCAGUCCCAGACCCGAAACCAUGAGCACGACGGCAUGAGCAGCACCCCCCAGCAAGAUGGCGCGGACCAUCCCAGCACCGUCGCGCCCUCCGCCAGCCACACCACCCUCGACUCGAUCAGCCAGACGCUGUAUAUCGUCGUGAACCGCGGCGACCCGAUCGACUCGUACUCGAUGCGGCACACGUCUUUCUGGGUCAAGUUUUCCGACGGGCGCAACCUGCUGAGCCAUGUGUGCGGCGCGGCCAGCUUCUUUGAGUUCGAGGAGCGCUGGAAUGAGGCGCAUCCGCAGGAGGGGAAGAAUUUUGAGCGCAUUAUUUUUGUCAUGACGAUGCGCACUACGGUGGAUGAUAUGACGAUCCGGAAUACGCUGCGCCAGACUCCGGUCAAUAAUAAGGAGCGCUCGUGGAAUUGUCAGACUUGGAUAGGCGAUGGGCUGAAGAGGUUGCAGGAUGCGAAGUUGCUGCAAGAGGCGAAUACCAUUAAUGCUGCGGACCAGAUGGUUGAUGUGUUGCUGGAGGCUCCAGAUGAGGAAUGAAGUCUUGCUACGGGAGGCUUAUGGGGGUGGGUUAAACGGUGGUAUCUACUGGCGGCGGAGAAACAAAGCCGAUGGGGCAGUCUUUGAUAUGCUCAGUCUCGUGGCACUUUGGAAGAUGACCUCUACGCAGUUAUACUAGGUGACGUGGUGGUCCCCCAAGAACGACUUGACAACUCUCAGUGUCCAGGAUACCAGCUCAGGAUGCCGACGGCGCGGCGCGAAAUCAGAGUGAGUGAAAAUCAUCUCAUGAUCGUUGAUCAAAGAGCUGAGAGCGACAUCAGAAACGGGGAACUGGUUGAACUGAUAUUCGCUGUCAAGCGGGCUGGAAGCGAAAGUUGACUAUAAAUUAAAAAGUCACGCCGACAUGAAAAAUUGAUACCAUUUGUGAAUAAUACAUUGUCUUAUAUAUGUUGGUGAU